AUGCUAAGAUCAAACGAUAUUCGAAAAUUAAUUUCAAAACCCUCAUUGAAAACUUCUCCAUUUGUUGUGAGAGCAAUUCUUUCAACUAAUUCUGUUAGAAACCUUCAAACUAAGCUUCCUGUUCAUACUGGCUUCUUUGAUGAUGUUGCUGGAACUUAUAAAACAUUGCAAAAUCCUCCAAACUUUGCAAAACAAUUCAAAUUAAGUAUGAAACCAUUCGAAUUCAGACAAGGACAACCUUUCUGGUUCUUUAACUUUGCAGGUGUUCUAAUCACAUCCUUCUCUAUUGCCUUUGGUUUCAUGUAUUUAAUGUACUUUAUUGUUUGGUACUUUUAUUCUAAUCCUUUCGUUCAAUCUCCAUUCAAUUUGUAUAAUCCUCAUCCAUUCUUGGAGAUUAGAAAUGGAAAAGAUGCAGCCAAAACCUAUGAUCCAUUGAGUAAAUUCUAUGUUUACUGGAGUCCAGCAAGAGGUGAAGAUAAAAAGACCAUGUUUUACAGAGAAUUAAAUUUGGCCAAGGAUCAUAGACUUUAA
Molecule: messenger RNA, 531 nt
Organism: Naegleria gruberi
Lineage: Eukaryota; Heterolobosea; Eutetramitea; Acrasida; Naegleriidae
Exons: 2
Coding region: 1-531 (176 amino acids)
Source: RefSeq, a predicted model, not a curated record